Messenger RNA from Ooceraea biroi (clonal raider ant), 3023 nucleotides. It is a transcript of the gene Ubc2, whose product is annotated as ubiquitin conjugating enzyme 2. NCBI's taxonomy places the organism in Eukaryota, Metazoa, Arthropoda, Insecta, Hymenoptera, Formicidae. The record is from RefSeq and is a predicted model, not a curated record.
UCUCGCGUCUCCCUCGCACGAUAGCUGGCGGGGAAGAAGAAGAAGAAGGCGUUCUCUCGACCCCGAGAGAAAAUCGAAAUCGCGUGCCCGUGCGCUCCGGAACGGAGAAAUCAAUUUCGAGCGCGUUGAACCCCGGCUUUUCGCAUCGGCAAGACAACGAUGCGAUGACGUUCGACGGAAUGAUCUUUUUUUUCCCCGUCUCCGCGAUGCCCCGCUCGGAUCGUCGUGUACGCGGGCGGUCUCGCACGUUUAUUCGCGCGUCGCAAACGACGCGAUUCUCCGGGCCAGUUCUCUCGUCGCGUCGCACUCCGUGACGCUGUUAAAAAUACAACGCGCAGAUAUCGAGUAACGAGAUAUUUAUCCGGCGGCGAUCAAAGUCAUGUCAUCAGGAGCAGGAUCUAGUGGGACUGGACGAGGACGUGGUUCUUCUUUGGCAGACAAUAAACCAGACAGUAAGGAAGCUAAGCCAAAUCCAAAGAUGUCGAAAGCUUUAGGAACUUCUGCUAAAAGGAUACAAAAGGAAUUGGCAGAAAUCACAUUAGAUCCUCCUCCAAAUUGCAGUGCAGGCCCAAAAGGUGAUAACCUAUACGAAUGGGUUUCUACCAUACUGGGUCCUCCAGGUUCAGUUUAUGAGGGUGGCGUGUUCUUUCUUGAUAUACAUUUCUCGCCAGAAUAUCCCUUUAAACCUCCUAAGGUUACAUUCCGAACGCGCAUCUACCAUUGCAAUAUAAAUAGUCAAGGAGUCAUUUGCUUGGAUAUAUUAAAGGAUAAUUGGUCUCCUGCAUUGACGAUUUCAAAGGUUUUAUUAUCUAUAUGUUCCCUCUUGACAGACUGCAAUCCAGCUGACCCAUUAGUAGGUAGUAUAGCCACGCAAUACCUACAAAAUAGGGAAGAACACGAUCGCAUAGCACGGCUUUGGACCAAACGCUAUGCCACAUGAGCAUGCUCUGAAUUCAUAUUAAACUCCUAUUAGUCUCAUGCCAACUUAUGAUCGCUGCUGCUCUCAUACAACUUGUCUCAUACGUAGCCUGUAUGCAUCUUUGUCUAUGAUCAUGUCGGUCGGAUAACGCGAGUGGGCAAAAGACCAUUUUUGAGAUCAGCUCAAACAUGAUUGUGAUGUGCUUUUAUGUUUAGUAUGUAAUGUGCCUAAGACGAAUGAAUGAAUGUGCGUGCGAGUGUAUGUACGAACAAUGCGUGCGUGCGUACGUAUUAGGGCAUAACGAGACAGGAGUUUUUUUCACUUAAAGGUUACAAUGAGAUAGUAUUUAAAUGGAUUGCAUUGUGUAUCAAAACAAUGCAACUCUACCAAUGCUGCUAAUGUUUCUAGAAUAGGAGAUAACAUGAACAAUAUUGAUAAUCUAAAUGAUAAAGUGUAAGUAAACUGAUAGGCAUAUAAGCGAUAAGGUAAAAAGUAUAGAGGCCCUUUUCUAUUAUUAAACAGCCCGAUAUUUUUAUAUUAAAUUGUUUUACUUUUAAAUUAUUAUGUUCAUAUGCAUCUCACCUGAUUUGAGAGAGAGAGAGAGAGAGAAGAGUGAUUUAAUUGCUGCAAAACUACUGCAUAUAUGAUUUUUUGUGUUCACGAUUCAGUGAUUCUGAUGUUCUGCAUGAAGCAGACGGAACACUUGCGUUAUCAGGUAAUAAUCCCACUGUCUGGGCCCAUUCACAAAAAAAACUAUUGUAAUUGUAAAUAAAUAUUAUUUUUUCUUGUACACUCUUACACCGAUACGUUUCAAGAAACUUGGAAUUUUCACCUGAAUUUACGUUCGAAAUUUUACAUAUAUAUAUGUAUGUGUAAAUUGAAGCUUCGCUAGCGAUUGCACCAAUAAUCAUGUAACUCGCUAAUUAAUGGUUAGCGAUUUCUUAUCCCUUUCUUAUAGAUAUCGUAGUUUAGUUGUAAUGUAGAUAGAAAGAGAGCGCGCGCGAGAAAGAGAGAGAAAAUCUAACGACUGGCGCUAACCGACGUUGGUGCAAUCUACAUGUUCUUAGACUUUUCGUAUAUUAUUUAAUUGUAUUUUAGAGAUAUUUACAUAUCAAUUUUGUUGCAUACCAUAUAUAAAAAAAGGUCGAAGCGUACUGAAUAAUUUCGUCUCUAAUCUGUAUCAGACAUAUAGACCGAGCGUCUCCUGGAUGAUUUCUCACAGUUUUUUAUAUCGUGUGGACAGCUGGACAAAAACAAGGUGAUUGAAGUCACUUUGUACAUAUCUGUUCUAAAAAAACGUAGAUAAUUGCUUAGAAAUAUCAGGUAGUAAGUGUAAUUAUAGUUUAUACAGAGAUGGGAAAGAGAGUGAAAAGGGGGAGAGAAAAAGUUUGCUCGACGAAUACUGAUAUUGUACAGUUUAUUGUGUAAAGUAAACCGCGUUUUACAUCUCUUUCCCCGCCAAAUUCGACGAGUGUAAAUAUUGCGUGACAUGCAUGUGCGGAAUAUGCGACUCGCGUAAGUUCCUAUAUAUGACGCAAAUUAUAAGUAUUCUCGGAUUUUAAUUUAGUCGGCAAGUCUUGACUCUUUAUAUUUUCUAAGACGCAGGUAACGCAACGUUUCCAACUUUAUCUGAAUUCUCAAGUGGAGAGUACAGUCCUAAUUCCGCUCCUCCGGAUUGUAAAUAGAUCGUGCAUAUACCCACCUAUACAUCUGAAAAUUACCAGAAUACCAGCAAAACGUAAUAGAUCUCGUUACUUUUAAAUGUCGUGUAUACAUUAAAUAAAUAACGUAAAUCACGCUGAAAACGAGAGCACGCACUAUACCAGACCCAGUCUACGAUUACGAGGCGCAUUCUCUUGUAAAAAAAAACAAAAAAACAGGACAGGAUGAGAGGAAAAGGCGAUUGUGACACUUGCUUACAUGAUCCCGAUGAUUUCAAAACUUACGAUUCGCCGGGUUGAUCCACGGAAGCUCUUUUACUCGCGUGUAUAAAGAAUAUGAAUGUCAGAAAACAAGUGUAAGAAGAUCAAUCUUAUAUAUAUUGGUAAACGAUGAUCUUUUAACUAAUGAUAUAACAAAUGAAAUACAGUUUAUUAUAUGCUGA